GAAAAGUGUCAUGGCGUCACUUGUUGCUGAUUACGGAAGCGAGGAUGAAUUAUCCGAGAACGAAGGUCUGGAGGACGAAGAAAGUCAGACAGAUAAAGACACCAGCAAUAAAAACAGUGCACAAAACUUCUUGAUGACCCAGGAUGAUAGCGACAGUGAUGACUCUGAUGGUGGCCAUCAAGAUUCAACAAACUGUACUUCUCAGGAUGAGAGAGACCGUCUCCCGAACCCCAUGGAGGACAAACUACCCACUCCAGAUAUUGGACAGCAAGGGAGGGAAACCGUCACCUCUGUGUUCAAAAAUCCUUUCGAGCAGGCAGAACUCGUCAAGAAUUCCAUCUUAGAAAAACAUGUGCGAAUGACGGAAAAAUUACCAGAAAAAGGGACUAAGCAGGUGUGUUGGAAAUUUAAGAAAGGAAAAUGUCGGAUGGGAAAGAACUGCCGGUAUUUCCAUGACCAAGAGAGUGUCACAGGGCUUGUUGUCGAAACCAAACUUGACGAGAACGAUGCCCAGAAGUUGGGUUUUAAUCAGCAUAAUCAUAAACAGUCGUAUUUUGGGUCAGUUCACAAGAUGCAAGGUACAGCGUUGGAGGCUGAACCAGCUGACGAUGACAGCUACAUGGCAGGGAAGAAGCGGAAAUCCAGAGUUGGGGUGUCCAAUGCACUGGUUCCACCUAAAAAAGCUAUGUCAUCUUUAGAGAGGCAGCGAAAUAGUGAACGACCUUGGACUGUUAAAAAGUAGAAGUUUAAUUAAUAGUGGAACUACGCAAUUUAGUAAGAAUGUUAUAAGCUGAAGUUUUCCAAUGUUGUAUUAAGUAUAAUUCAUCCAUUCAUUGCCUGUUUAUGUGUAACAAGGGUGUUUAUUUAUGGUGUGGUAGUUGAUGGUUGUUAUUAUUGUUGCAUUGUCUUGUCUACUUGAUGAUGGUUCACUCCCAAGAUAAGAAGUGUUUUAUGAAUUUCAAUUCACUGUAUAUAUACGAAACCAUUAAAUGGUAAUUAUAGCAAAUGUUCUCUAGACUAGAGGGGCUUGUAACGCCAAAAGGACCUCGUUACAUCCCUUUCCUUUUAUAUAGUGCUAAGACCCCGUCAGUGACAGUAUAUACCUUGAUGCCAGUUUCUUGCAUUACAAGUCCCUGUGCUCUCAACAUCAGACAUGGUGGACUCCUUGUUUGGUGAUUAGUUAUCAUUUUUAGCUUCUUAUAAGAAAUUCUUAUAGCAUUUUUGCAGCAUGCCUAUGCAAUGACUACAUACAAAACUAGAACCUCAAUAGAAUCAGACUUUUACUCAAUACAGUACCUCUCUGUGGUCUCCAUAGAAGCUCACGUCAGUUAGAGUUCUAAAUAGCCAGUUAGUGCCAUGGCCUCUGACUUCUCAGGACUGUUGCAUGAAGCAUUCAUACAUGCAUAUCUAAUUUCUCUAUCUUGAAGUUAUUCCGCAUCCUCUGCAUGUAAAUCACUAAAUGACGGAGGCAACACAAUUGUUAUUUAUAUUUUAUGCUUCCCUUCCUGUUGUUUCUGAGUAGGAAGCAUGAACAGUUUUAGACCAUCAAAGGAUUAUAUGCUUCUGUCUUGGUUUUCUUUUGUUGGAAUCAAUAUUGUUGAAUCAAGGUAAGAAAGAAAUGGGAUGCUGACAUCUGGUUGAAUGAAGACCCCAAGCAUCCUUCACUUUGAUUGGUCGAAGUUUGCUAAGGGUACACCUGAAAAGACCUUCAGAGCAGGUGUCAUCAGAUAUUAAUGCAGAGAGGGGUCAGAGUUAAAGAUCAGAUUUUAGUGGGGUUUUAAAAACUUGGAUUGUUGGCCUUGAGUGUUGAGACAUUUAGAUUUUUUAGUUUUGGGAGAAUACAGGUAUUCCACAAACUACAAUGACCACUCAGCAUCUUGGGCAUGGCUCAAGGGUUGUUAAGUAAACAGCAGGAAUAGGUAACAAGGUGGGUUUUGGAGUUAUGAUUUUUUUUUGUUAAGUCUCAAUGCCCACACAUCAUCAUUAUUAUCAUCAACAUCACCAUCAUCAUCAAGAUGUGCAAGCCAUCUCUAUAUGGUGGCCGUAUUGAUGUCAUAAACCACUACUGGUAUUUGCUGUUGCCACAUCAUCAUCACCAUCAUCAUCAUCAUCAUCAUCAUCAUCAUCACCACCAUAAUGGUCAGCUGAUACUUCUGCUUUUCUUAUUUCACAUAACAUAUAUCAUCUCAAGUAUUUAAAAUAAUGCAAUAAACAUGAAAUUAUGGCAAGAGUGAUAUUUAUGCCGCCAACAAGCAUUAUCCCAGAUGGAUUAUGUUCUUUGUGUCCCUCUUGUCUGUUGACCUCCUACUGAUGUUUAGGAUAGAUGGAAUAGAUAUUGAACUACUGAGGAUAGGUUUGGUAUUGUUUCCAAUGUUUGCCCUUAACCCUGAAAAGCUGCAGGCCCUAAGGACCCAGAACCAUAAAAGGUUGUGGGUCCUGAUCAGAAUUUGUAGGCCCUAUAUUGUAGGUACAAUUUAAGUAAGUCCCAGCAAACAAUGUGACAACUAACAAACCGAGUCAAAGAGUUUAAUUUAAUUCUAGUGACUGAUUAAUCUUCAUUUACAACAAAAUCAAGAUCCAGGUCUUCUGAAAGUCUGUAAUUUAAAUUGCUUCCUCG
This is a messenger RNA of Haliotis rubra (blacklip abalone), 2617 nucleotides long. RefSeq lists its product as uncharacterized. The coding region runs from base 11 to 742 and encodes 243 amino acids. The transcript is spliced from 2 exons. Gene Ontology annotation, molecular function: metal ion binding. The record is from RefSeq and is a predicted model, not a curated record. Lineage: Eukaryota; Metazoa; Mollusca; Gastropoda; Lepetellida; Haliotidae.